Messenger RNA from Atta colombica, 2134 nucleotides. Its product is annotated as protein ST7 homolog. NCBI's taxonomy places the organism in Eukaryota, Metazoa, Arthropoda, Insecta, Hymenoptera, Formicidae. The transcript has 2 exons. The coding region runs from base 341 to 1891 and encodes 516 amino acids. Gene Ontology annotation, molecular function: protein binding. The record is from RefSeq and is a predicted model, not a curated record.
UUUACUACGCGCCGGGAGACGCCAGGACUGUGGAGGACUGAGAGGAGACGCGUGACGAUGCACGCGUGCCGAAUCGAAUAACCGAAUAAUCAUCUAGCAAUUUUCUCUUCAGCAUACGACACGAGUUUUGUGGACAGAUUGGAUACGUUAGCGGAUUAGCGGCACGACAGGAGAGUUCGCGUAGAGUCUUGCUGUUAGUCAUCGUGUUCCGGAUGUCGCGCGCCGUGUGGUAAACAGCGGUGAACACUGGUGUCUCGCGACGACCGUGGCGGGAAAGCGACGACUGGUCGUCGCUAAUUUGUAACAAACGCGCGGAGCUUUUUCUCUCGAGCGAGUACAAAUGGCACUGCUAUUCACCAGCAUGUGGGACUCGACAUUGCUCCUGAAUACUCUAACCCCAAAAUUCUACGUCGCCCUCACCGGUACGUCGUCCCUCAUCUCCGGUUUGAUUCUCAUCUUUGAAUGGUGGUACUUCAGGAAGUAUGGUACUUCGUUCAUCGAGCAAGUGUCACUGAACCACAUCUCGCCGUGGAUCGGCGGAGGUGACAACGCUAACGAUGGCAAUGGUACAAGCCUCAGCAACUCAGGAGGAUCCUCCAAUCAUCAGAACGUGCCCGAGUGUAAGGUCUGGCGCAAUCCGAUUAAUCUCUUCAGAGGCGCAGAAUAUCAAAGAUUUUAUUGGGCCACUAACAAAGAGCCUCUCACAUAUUAUGACAUGAACUUAUCUGCACAGGAUCAUCAGACAUUCUUUACCUGUGAAGGUGAUACUGGUAAAGCAGAGUACGAGAUCAUGCAAACAGCUUGGAGAGAGCGCAAUCCAGUAGUGAGGAUACAAGCGGCACACAGUGCUCUCGAUCGUAAUCCUGAUUGUGCACCAGCUUAUAUUCUUCUUGCGGAGGAAGAGGCCACUACUAUCAUCGAGGCGGAGAAGAUCCUGAAACAAGCUUUGAAAGUGGCUGAAAACAAUUAUAGGAAAUCACAGAAUACUCAACACCAGGGAUCCAUAGCUGAGGCAAUACACAGAAGGGAUACGAAUGUAUUAAUCUACAUCAAAAGAAGACUAGCAAUGUGCGCGAGGAAGUUAGGAAAACUUAAGGAAGCGGUGAAGAUGUUUCGUGAUCUCACAAAGGAGGUACCGCCCAUCAUGAAUGUAUUGAAUAUCCACGAGAAUUUGAUCGAGACCCUAUUGGAGAUGCAGGCAUACGCGGACGUGCAAGCUGUUCUAGCCAAGUAUGAUGACAUCAGUCUGCCCAAAUCGGCAACUAUUUGCUACACAGCGGCGUUGCUGAAGGCCCGUCUGGUGGCAGACAAAUUUUCACCCGAUAUUGCUAGCAAACGCGGUCUGACCACCGCCGAGAUGUCGGCAGUGGAGGCGAUCCAUCGGGCUGUAGAAUUCAAUCCUCAUGUACCCAAGUAUCUCCUGGAAAUGAAGCCGCUCAUCUUGCCUCCCGAGCAUGUGCUAAAACGUGGUGACUCCGAAGCGAUUGCGUACGCGUUCUUCCAUCUGGCACAUUGGAAGCAGAUAGAGGGUGCCCUAAAUUUACUCCACUGUACUUGGGAGGGCACGUUCAGGAUGUUACCUUAUCCACUUGAACGUGGGCAUCUGUUUUAUCCAUAUCCAACGUGUACUGAAUGCGCCGACCGGGAACUCCUGCCAUCGUUCCACGAUGUCAGUGUCUAUCCGAAGAAGGAACUGCCCUUCUUCAUUCUUUUUACCGCCGGUCUGUGCUCGUUCACUGCACUGUUGGCUCUGUUGACUCAUCAAUAUCCGGACACCAUGGGCGUAGUCGCCCGUUCGAUGCUUGCCUGGUUCUCCCAUCCGUUUUAUUAUCUUCUUGACAAACUAGCUAUCUUGCCCUCUAACUUAUUGCAGCAGCUCUCUAGAAUAUAAGGCUGUAUUUCCAUAUGAUCUCCAUUAAUAUAAGGACUUAUUGUGAUACUUGCGACAUACUUAUUGCUUUAUUUCUAUUGUAGGCGUCUUUAUGAGGUAUGUAAAUGUGUAAAAGUUCCAAUUUACAAUUUUUGUCGUGACUGAUACCGUACUGAUAUCUUGUAACGACGAUUAUGUGUUUAUGUACCGUUAAGUUCGAAUCUGAACUCGAAACAACGGACAAUGAGUAUAACAGUAAUAAGA